AUGGCUGAAUCCAAAAGCCACAAGAGCAGCAGCUACGUGAUGACUCCAAGCAACACGGCUCAAGAGAUCGCCCGUCUGGGUACUGCAUCUUCCUACGGUGACCUGCAACACCAGAUUUGGCUGAAGACACUCAACGGCCAGCUUUUCACAGCUCCCGUCGAUCUCAAAACUAAAACUACUGAAGGGGAAGCAUUCGAUGUACUCGACGUAGGAUGCGGCAGCGGGAGUUGGGCAAUUGACUUAGCUCUUCGAUGUCCUCAUCUACGCAUCCUCGGUGUAGAUAUCACCCCACCAAUCUUGCCAGAUGACCCACAAACCAGCAAUAUAACUUUCCUCAAGGCAGAUGUUGAGCAGGAUUGGUGUUUUGCUGCAAACACAAAAUUUCGCUACAUACACGGCCGUAUGCUUCAAUCCGGCAUUCACGACUGGCCAGCGCUGUUGCAAAAGUGCUGGGAAUACCUAGCACCCGACGGAUGGGUCGAGCUGAUCGAUGUUGAGCAUCCUUUUCGAUGCGACGCGGUCCCAAGCGAAGCCUCGGCAAUGCCUCCAUUCGUCAGAUUUGGCUACGCUGCCGAAGAGGCCUGGAAGUCGAAUGGGCUGGAUUACCGCGCCACUUUGAAACAUGAGGAGCGCUUCAGAGCUUUGGGAUUCCAGAGCGUGUCUGAUCGAACUGUGAGAUGGCCACUGGGAUCUUGGGAGCAGGCUGAGAAUGAGGAGGGAUUUGCUGGCGAUAUGAUACUGGCAAAUUUUUCGAAGUUCAUUGCGGCAGCCGGUACAGCUAUUUUGGGCAGCGGAAAAGCGGGGGAGGGAUAUGCCCCGAUGAGUGCAGAAGCAGCGCGAGAACUGGUCGCUGAGAUGACAACAGAUUUGGAGGCGGAUUGGAUAACGUGGAAGUAUUGGCUCUGCAUGAAGGUGUACAUUGCUCAAAAGCCUACAGAGUAG
Molecule: messenger RNA, 942 nt
Organism: Macroventuria anomochaeta
Lineage: Eukaryota; Fungi; Ascomycota; Dothideomycetes; Pleosporales; Didymellaceae
Product: S-adenosyl-L-methionine-dependent methyltransferase
Exons: 4
Coding region: 1-942 (313 amino acids)
Molecular function (GO): methyltransferase activity
Source: RefSeq, a predicted model, not a curated record